Mustela erminea (ermine) is the source of this 3160-nucleotide messenger RNA. RefSeq names its product 3-oxoacyl-ACP synthase, mitochondrial (gene OXSM). The transcript is spliced from 3 exons. The record is from RefSeq and is a predicted model, not a curated record. Gene Ontology annotation, molecular function: 3-oxoacyl-[acyl-carrier-protein] synthase activity. Gene Ontology annotation, biological process: fatty acid biosynthetic process. The coding region runs from base 219 to 1601 and encodes 460 amino acids. NCBI's taxonomy places the organism in Eukaryota, Metazoa, Chordata, Mammalia, Carnivora, Mustelidae.
GCGCCCAGCUCAGACACAGCGCGUGCGCGCGCAUGAGCGGCCCGGCGUGUGCAGACAGCGGCUGCGCGGCCGGCGUGAGGCCUCGUGAAGCUCCCACGGAGCACCAGAAGGGAAUCGGCUAUCGUUUGUUAGGCCUAUAAAGUAUCUAAACAACAGCGAUUACCUCCAGGACAUGUUGUGAUCUGUUACAGGAAUGUGUUUCUGAUCGAAUCUCAAUCAUGUUGGCAAACUGCUUGCAAAAUUUCUUAAAAAUGACAAGCCCUCAUGUAUAUCCAAGAUUAUGCCAGCGACUAAUAGGAAGUAAAAGGAGGUUUUCUGGAACCGUGCCAACGUUCAGAUUUCGUAGGCGGGUUGUCAUUACAGGCAUUGGCUUAGUGACUCCUCUGGGUGUUGGAACUCAGCUGGUAUGGGAUCGUCUCAUCCAAGGAGAGAGUGGAAUUAUUUCCCUGGUCGGUGAGGAGUAUAAGAAUAUCCCUUGCAGUGUUGCUGCUUAUGUGCCAAGAGGUGGUGAUGAAGGUCAGUUCAAUGAACAAAACUUUGUGUCCAAAUCCGAUAUCAAGUCCAUGUCUUCUCCAACCAUUAUGGCCAUUGGGGCUGCAGAGUUAGCCAUGAAAGAUUCUGGCUGGCACCCUCAAUCAGAAGCUGAUCAAGUGGCGACUGGAGUUGCAAUUGGCAUGGGAAUGGUUCCGCUUGAAGUUGUUUCUGAAACUGCUUUGAUGUUUCAGACAAAAGGUUAUAGUAAAGUCAGCCCGUUCUUUGUCCCUAAGAUUCUGGUCAAUAUGGCAGCAGGCCAGGUCAGCAUUCGGUAUAAACUCAAGGGCCCCAAUCAUGCAGUGUCUACAGCCUGUACCACAGGAGCUCAUGCUGUGGGAGACUCCUUUAGAUUUAUAGCCCAUGGUGAUGCUGAUGUGAUGGUGGCUGGAGGUACAGAUUCUUGCAUUAGUCCUUUAUCUCUUGCUGGGUUUUCCAGAGCCCGUGCUCUGAGCACAAACCCUGAUCCUAAGUUGGCAUGUCGACCAUUUCACCCCAAAAGAGAUGGUUUUGUAAUGGGAGAAGGUGCAGCUGUGCUGGUGCUGGAAGAAUAUGAUCAUGCCAUUGAACGAGGGGCGCGGAUCUACGCAGAAAUUUUGGGCUACGGACUCUCAGGUGAUGCUGGUCACAUAACUGCACCUGACCCUGAAGGAGAAGGUGCCUUAAGAUGUAUGACUGCAGCUGUAAAAGAUGCAGGUGUACAACCUGAAGAGAUAUCCUAUGUCAACGCGCAUGCUACUUCCACCCCAUUGGGAGAUGCUGCUGAAAACAAAGCUAUCAAACAUCUUUUCAAAGACCAUGCACCUGCCCUUGCAGUUUCUUCAACUAAGGGAGCCACAGGACAUCUGUUGGGAGCUGCAGGGGCAGUUGAGGCAGCUUUUACUGCUCUGGCUUGUUAUUAUCAAAAACUACCACCUACUUUAAACCUGGAUUGUACAGAACCAGAAUUUGAUCUCAAUUAUGUUCCACUAAAGGCACAGGAAUGGAAAAUUGAGAAAAGAUGUAUUGGACUCACCAAUUCCUUUGGUUUUGGUGGUACUAAUGCAACACUUUGUAUUGCUGGCAUGUAGUACAAAUAAUUUGUAAUUAAAUAUGAUUUUUAAAAAAAUAUGAACUAUAUUAAAUGGAGAAAUAAAUGUUUACAUAAAUAUAUCAAUAUGUAUCUAUAUAUCGAUCUGUAUCAAUAUCCAAAUACCCUUCAUCUGUAUCAGGGUUUUUCAGCCCUGCCACUAUCGAUAUUUUGGACAGGAUAAUUCUUUGUUGGGGCGAGGGGAAGCUGUCCUGUAUAUUAUAGGAUGCUGGGCAGCAUCCUCACCUUUAUCCACUAGAUUUCAGAGGCACCAUCUUCUCUAGUUGUGACAACCAAAAAUGUCUCUAGAUGUUGCUAGGUGUUUUCUGGGUGGCAAAAUUGUCCCCAUAUGAGAACCACUGAUCUCUAUUUUCCUAAUACUCUAGGUCAAACAAUUCUUUGAUGUUUCACCUGCUUUUGUAUCUUCCAGUAACAUUUGGUGAGUAGCUGUUCUGUGCUAGGCUAGGUUAUUGCAUUGCACAACUCUAGGCUUACCAUUCCCAUGCAACAUAAGGAGAAGGAAGACACAUAAAACUGGGAGUUUGCCUCAUUGAUCAUUACCCCCUUCUAUCCAGUUAGCUCUCUUUUCUUCGUAUUAUCUAUUAAUAGCUCUCUUUUCUUCGUAUUAUUACAGAGGUGCAAUAAAUUAGUGGAAUUUCCCUAAAUGUCCAAGUCAUGAGUUCUCUGAAAGAAGGAAGUAAAAUUGGUUUGAUGUUUCGUACUCCUUUUGUAAUUAUGGUGGCAUCUAGUGAUUAAGGGAGAUAAAGGUACUUGGGAAGUGGAGCAGAACUUGGUGACUUAAGCCACAUUACCUCAACUCACCUUUAUUAUAGCUAUGGUAGAUAAUUUUUGUGUCUGUCCCCCACAAGUGCUGGUGGUGUCUCUAAUUUUCCAUGCUGGGGCUUUUUCUAAAGAUCUUUUGGGAUCUCAUUCAUCCCCAUCUGGCUGGAAGUAUUGGGAAAGGGACAGGGACAAGCUCCCUAGAGCAGCAGUCAAAACCAAAAAGGAUGGAAUUAGUGGUUAAGUGUGUCAGCCUCCUCCCAGAGGGAUAUCUAAUAUUCUCCCCAGUUCCUCAGAGGGUUUCUGGUCAGAUAAAGCUUCAGUGCUCAGGGCAUUACCCAGUUCAAUAACCUCUUCCCUUGCUUUUUCCCCCUUCCCUUUUUUCCCUUUCUGAUUUUUAAUCCUACUCCCAGGAAUCACUCCCCAAACAAACAACCCUGUGUUAGGCUCUGCUUUGUGGGAGACUCAAACUGAGCAAGAAGUGGGUGUUAAAAUGGGGGUUUAUAGAGCAAAUGGGUAGAGUGAAUAAGUGGAUAAAUGGAACAUGUAUAUUUCUGCUGAACUGAAUUGUAUUCCACAUGUUUUAAUAGGCUGGAUAUAUUAUCUACCCACUGACCUUAACUAUAACACUUCAUUCCCUGUAUUCCCAAGACUGCAGCCAUAUUCAUUCAGUUAUAAUCAGUUCUAAUUGUCACUGGCAUGUAUUAGUUUUCUCAACCAAAAUCUGUUGGUUGCUAACUAUGGAGGUUUUGUACUGGCUUCCAAGAAUAAAGUGAUACG